GUAGACAUGGCCAGUCAAGUUGCAGUCCGUUUUGUGGAUAAUGUCAACAUGGCCCAGUGGAAUCAGUUACAGCAGUUGGAGACGCGGUAUCUGGAGCAGCUGUAUCACCUGUACAGUGACAGCUUUCCUAUGGAGCUGAGGCAGUUCUUGGCCCCCUGGAUUGAGAGCCAGGACUGGGCGUAUGCGGCCAACAAGGAGUCUCACGCCACGCUUGUGUUCCAUAACCUGCUGGGGGAGAUCGAUCAGCAGUACAGCCGCUUCCUGCAGGAGAACAAUGUCCUGUACCAACACAACCUGCGGCGCAUUAAACAGCAUCUGCAGAGCAAGUAUCUGGAGAAGCCCAUGGAGAUCGCCCGCAUCGUGGCCCGCUGCUUGUGGGAAGAGCAGCGUCUGCUGCAGACGGCCACCACUGCACAGCAGGAUGGCCAGGUUGCCCAUCCCACUGGCACUGUGGUGACAGAAAAACAGCAGAUACUAGAACACAACCUGCAGGAUAUUAGGAAGAGAGUACAGGAUAUGGAGCAGAAGAUGAAGAUGUUAGAAAAUCUGCAAGAUGAUUUUGACUUCAACUACAAAACUCUUAAAAGUGCUGGAGAGUUGUCCCAGGACCUGAAUGGAAACAGUCAGGCAGCAGCCACCAGGCAGAAGAUGUCUCAGCUUGAGCAGAUGCUGAGCGCUCUGGAUCAGCUGAGGAGGCAAAUAGUGACUGAGAUGGCAGGGUUGCUGUCUGCCAUGGACUUUGUGCAGAAGAAUCUGACAGAUGAAGAACUGGCUGACUGGAAGAGGAGGCAGCAGAUCGCUUGCAUUGGAGGACCACCGAACAUCUGCCUGGACCGCUUAGAGACAUGGAUCACCUCUUUGGCUGAGUCGCAGUUGCAGAUAAGACAGCAGAUCAAGAAACUGGAGGAGCUUCAACAGAAGGUCUCAUACAAAGGAGAUCCGAUUAUUCAACACCGCCCAGCUCUGGAGGAGAAGAUUGUAGACCUGUUCCGCAACCUCAUGAAGAGUGCAUUUGUUGUUGAGAGGCAGCCUUGUAUGCCCAUGCACCCUGACCGACCACUUGUCAUCAAAACAGGAGUUCAGUUCACCACCAAAGUCAGGUUACUUGUGAAAUUCCCAGAGUUGAACUACCAGCUGAAAAUCAAAGUGUGUAUUGACAAGGAGUCAGGUGACGUGGCAGCCAUUCGAGGUUCACGAAAGUUCAACAUCCUUGGCACCAACACGAAGGUGAUGAACAUGGAGGAAUCCAACAAUGGCAGCCUGUCAGCAGAGUUCAAACAUCUGACUCUUCGAGAGCAGAGAUGUGGCAAUGGAGGCCGAACCAACAGUGAUGCGUCUCUGAUAGUGACCGAAGAACUGCACCUGAUCACAUUUGAGACAGAAGUCUACCACCAAGGACUAAAGAUCGACCUUGAGACACAUUCUCUCCCAGUGGUGGUCAUCUCUAAUAUCUGUCAAAUGCCAAAUGCAUGGGCGUCCAUCCUGUGGUACAACAUGCUGACCAACCAUCCCAAGAAUGUGAAUUUCUUCACCAAACCUCCAGUAGGAACGUGGGAUCAGGUAGCUGAGGUGGUCAGCUGGCAGUUUUCAUCCACAACCAAGAGAGGACUUACCAUUGAGCAGCUCACCACACUUGCAGAGAAACUUCUGGGUCCUUGUGUAAACUACUCUGGUUGCCAGAUAACAUGGGCCAAGUUCUGCAAAGAGAACAUGGCAGGAAAAGGUUUCUCAUUCUGGGUGUGGCUAGACAACAUUAUCGACCUAGUGAAGAAAUAUAUUUUGGCUCUAUGGAAUGAAGGAUAUAUUAUGGGCUUCAUCAGUAAAGAAAGAGAGAGGGCAAUCCUGAGCCCAAAGCCUCCUGGGACAUUCCUGCUGCGCUUCAGUGAAAGCAGCAAAGAGGGAGGCAUUACCUUCACCUGGGUUGAGAAGGACAUCAAUGGUAAGACCCAGAUCCAGUCGGUUGAACCGUACACUAAGCAGCAGCUCAACAGCAUGUCUUUCGCCGAGAUCAUUAUGGGCUACAAGAUCAUGGAUGCCACCAACAUCCUGGUCUCGCCGCUGGUCUACCUCUACCCUGAUAUCCCCAAAGAGGAGGCGUUUGGCAAGUACUGCCGCCCUGAGGCCCAUCCUGAUACCGAAUUCCCUGAUCCUGGAUGUGUAGUUCAGCCUUAA
Messenger RNA from Sinocyclocheilus grahami, 2172 nucleotides. Its product is annotated as signal transducer and activator of transcription 3. NCBI's taxonomy places the organism in Eukaryota, Metazoa, Chordata, Actinopteri, Cypriniformes, Cyprinidae. Gene Ontology annotation, molecular function: DNA-binding transcription factor activity; DNA binding. Gene Ontology annotation, biological process: signal transduction; regulation of DNA-templated transcription. The record is from RefSeq and is a predicted model, not a curated record. The transcript has 22 exons. Bases 7 to 2172 code for a protein of 721 amino acids.